Messenger RNA from Spathaspora passalidarum NRRL Y-27907, 1799 nucleotides. It is a transcript of the gene PCL7, whose product is annotated as Pcl7p. Gene Ontology annotation, cellular component: cyclin-dependent protein kinase holoenzyme complex; nucleus. The annotation marks the transcript as partial. NCBI's taxonomy places the organism in Eukaryota, Fungi, Ascomycota, Pichiomycetes, Serinales, Debaryomycetaceae. The record is from RefSeq and is a predicted model, not a curated record. The transcript has a single exon. Gene Ontology annotation, molecular function: cyclin-dependent protein serine/threonine kinase regulator activity; protein kinase binding. Gene Ontology annotation, biological process: regulation of cyclin-dependent protein serine/threonine kinase activity.
GAAACAAUCCAUCUAAUGCCACCAAUAGUUCUUUUCAUCAAUAUAGUCAUACAAAUCCCGCACCUGAUUCCCUGAUUUACAUUCCCUCGUCCCAUAAUACACCAAACGUUGUUAGCACCUCGUAUUCGUCCAAUCCUUCAUACACUCAACCUCCGUCAUUUCCACAACAAAGUGUUGGAUCCGCUACUAAUACAAACAACAAUUUCAUCCCACAACGAUUUACUCAGCCUUCGUCGUCCAGUUACAAAGUACCAAGCGGCAUUAUACCUCACGCAAUCCCUACCACAAAUGUAUUUAAAGAUUCAGCUACAACAUCAGCAUCUUUUGACUCUUCUUCGUCCAGUUUUGGUCACCAUUCUUCAUUUACAUUCCCCCACUACCAACCACCUAGCGUCGGCGGAGCUAUCCCACCACAACCUCCCAUGCAACCUAAUUCCUUGCAACACAAUAGCCGGAUGCCUAUUCACAUGACUUCAUCCAGUGCUACCGGGCCAGCACCGAGCUCAUUCCAGUCUCAGCCCGUGCAACAACCAUUUACAAACGCCUUCCCACAAUCGAUAGUUACCGAUAGACUGGUUCCAGGAAGUGGAACUUCGACAAUGACAUCAACACCUGUGAAUUCUAUAGCUAUACCUCAAAGGAAUAACCAGCUACAGGUAGAGGAAUCUGGUGAACCCAUGGUUCGCUCGGCAUCCUCGUUGAGUUCUCAGUUAGCACCACCACAACAUAAGCAAAUACCUUAUGAACCUCCUGAACCAGAUCAUUAUAUGACAUAUAGUGAAUUCUUGGAAAAUAUAACCAACAAGGAUGUUGAUUUAGAAACUCCUGGUGGCAAUGUGUAUGAAGAACAUUUAAAUAUCGUCGAUUAUCCCGUUAAUGAUUUAAUAGUUAUGUUAGCUUGUUUAUUAUCCAAGAUAAUUGAAGCUAAUGACAAGUUACAUCCUAAUCAUUUCGAAAACACCAUAGCCAUAAGGCAGCGAUUGAAAGAGGAAAAGCGAGUCAAGAAAUUACAAAGGGAGAAAAGGCAACUUGAUAACGAUGGAGAUGUUGACAUUGAUAGAAAUCAUGAUGAUGAUGCAUCUAUGAAAGCUGGUGAUAACCAUGAUUCGAUGGACUUUGAAAACGAUGAUAAUGGCGACGAUGAAGACGAUGAUGAAGAUGAAAUGAAAAACAAAUAUCUUGCAAAUGUCUUGGCCUUCCAUGGAACUAACGUUCCUGGGAUUUCCUUACAUGCAUAUUUAGCUCGUGUUUUGAAAUAUUGUCCUGUAACUAACGAAGUAUUUUUAUCAUUGCUCGUUUAUUUUGAUAGAAUAGCCAAAAAGGCCAAUAAUUUAAAUCAACGGAAAAAGAGUUUGAAUGGACACGAAGAUGAACUGCAAUCAUCUUCCGAGUCAGAACAAUUAUUUGUCAUGGAUUCAUAUAAUAUUCAUCGUUUAAUCAUUAGUGGAAUCACUGUAUCUUCUAAAUUCUUUCUGGAUAUUUUUUACAAAAAUCUAAGGUAUGCUAAAGUUGGAGGGUUACCAUUAGAGGAGUUGAAUUAUUUGGAAUUGCAAUUCUUGUUGUUGUUGGAUUUCAAAUUGAUGAUUUCGGUAGAAGAUUUACAAAACUAUGGUGAUUUGUUAUUAAGAUUCUGGAAACGAGAACAAAUCACCAACGAAUUAGUUCAUAAUCCUGAAGGUAAAACGUGAGGGGGCUACUUAAAGAAGUUAAUAAAAAAAAUGCAUUAUAUUCACUAAUUGUCACACGCGUAUAUAUUUAUAAUUCUCUCAGUUUUUAUUUAUAACAUACAUCUUUAUUUC